CGCGCCCCGACCGCAGUCGGCUUUAAGGCGAAGGCGCUGGAAGGAUCCUGAGGCGGAACGCGGAAAGAAUGCGCAUGCUUGGAGUCUGUACUGCUUCGUUUGGAUCGCUUGGCCUCAUGCGCUUUUUCGGUAUGCCCUGGUCGUGGAGCUUGGCAGCGGCUCUGGGCAUUUACAUCGGCAGUGGCGGCUGGAGAUUUCUCCGGAUCAUCUUUAAGACGGCCUUGCGAGACCUUCUGGGCCUGUCAGUGCUUAUUCAGGUCAAAUAUGAAUUGUACCGUCACCAGAAAUCCAACAGCAACGUCCCCAAGAUCUUCCAGAGUGUGGUCCGCCGACAUCCGGACAAAGUGGCCAUGAUCUACGAGGCCACUGACGACAAAUGGACGUUCCGGCGCCUGGAUGAAUUCUCCAAUGCCGUGGCCAACUUCUUCUCCCAGCAGGGCUUUCUCCCGGGCGAUGUCAUUGCCAUCUUUAUGGAGAGUCGCCCAGAGUUUGUGGGCCUAUGGUUGGGGAUGGCCAAAGUGGGCAUCGAGGCAGCCCUCAUCAACUUCAACUUGCGUCUCGAUUCGCUGCUGUACUGUGUGAAAACGUCAGGAGCAAAAGCCAUCAUCUUCGGCGGGGAGCUGUCAGCAGCGCUCUCCGAAGUGAAUGGCAUGCUGGGGAAAAACAUGAUCAAGUUCUGCUCUGGAGAGAUGAGCCCUGAAUCGGUUCCUGCGGACACCAAGCAUCUGGACCCUCUUCUGGCUCUGGCAUCCAAAUCUCCUCCAGCUCAGGUUCCAGCCAAGGGAUUGGAUGAUCGACUUUUCUACAUCUACACCUCUGGAACAACUGGAAUGCCAAAGGCUGCCAUUGUGGUGCACAGCAGAUAUUACCGAAUAGCAGCUUUCGGAUAUUAUGCUUACAGAAUGACUCCCAACGACAUCAUCUAUAACUGCCUACCACUGUACCACUCAGCAGGGAACAUCAUGGGUGUCGGACAGUGUCUAAUACAUGGCUUGACUGUAGUAAUCAGGAAGAAGUUCUCUGCCAGCCGCUUUUGGGAUGACUGUGUGAAAUACAAGUGCACAAUUAUCCAGUACAUCGGGGAGAUCUGCAGGUAUCUGCUGAACCAACCGGUCCGCGAGGCAGAAAUGCAGCACCAGGUGCGGCUGGCGAUAGGCAACGGCUUGAGGCCCACCAUCUGGGAAGACUUCACCCAGCGCUUCCGAAUCAAACAGAUCGGGGAGUUCUACGGAGCUACAGAAUGUAACUGUAGCAUUGCUAAUCUGGACGGCAAGGUCGGUGCCUGUGGCUUCAAUAGUCGGAUCUUGCCCAAUGUGUACCCUAUUCGCUUGGUGAAAGUAAACGAGGAAACCAUGGAGUUGAUACGGGGUCCAAAUGGACUCUGUAUCACCUGCCGUCCAGGAGAGCCGGGGCUUCUUGUGGGCCGAAUAAACCAGGAGGAUCCCUUGCGCCGGUUUGAUGGCUACGUCAAUGAGAGUGCCACCAACAAGAAGAUCGCCUACAAUGUCUUCAAGAAAGGGGAUCAGGCCUACCUUUCAGGAGAUGUAUUAGUGAUGGAUGAGCUCGGCUACAUGUACUUCAAGGACCGGAGCGGUGACACGUUCCGGUGGCGCGGGGAGAAUGUUUCUACCACGGAGGUUGAGGGGAUCCUGAGCCACAUCCUCAGCAAGACAGAUGUCGCAGUUUACGGGGUGGAAGUACCAGGCGUGGAAGGGAAGGCCGGAAUGGCCGCAAUUGCUGACCCAGAAGCCAAGCUGAACCCCAACGUGCUGUACCAGGAAAUGCAAAAAGUGCUUCCACCUUACGCACGGCCAAUCUUCCUUCGACUUUUGCCUCAGGUCGACACCACAGGCACUUUCAAAAUCCAGAAGACCCGUUUGCAGAGGGAAAGCUACGACCCACACCAGACAUCCGAUCGGUUAUAUUUUUUGGACGUAAAACUCGGCAAGUACCUACCGCUGGAUGAGAGCAUGUUUGAGAGGAUUCGGGCCACCAAGGUGUCUCUGUGAUUUCCUCAGCAAAAAGCCCAUCGCUGGAAAGUUUGCUGUUGGGAGGCCUUGUCUGGAUAGCGAGACAGACUUGGCUAAAAGAAGCAAAGCGUACACUUUGCUCGAGACAUCUGCAGCUAGGACAAAACGAGCCAAGGUGUGGGAGUGGCUCCCCCGUUUUGAAAAGCACAUUAACCUUUUCCUGGGCCAAGACUGUGAUCCUUUUCUACAGUUGUUUUUAGAAUGGGUUUUUCCUUGUUCGUAACCACGGCAUAGAGGGACUUCAUACAAAACAGGAAGAGUCGAUGAACGCCGUUAUUACCUUUAAAGCCCUCGCUGUGAUGGGUAUAACUGAAGCUAGCAACAGACCUGCUCUGUGUCUCAACAAAGUUUCAUUCCUUGGAGGCAGAAGGAUGAUUACUGUUGUUAAAUCAUCCAAUUGUAUUGUAUUUCCACAUCCUUGAUUUACACAUUGUUGACCUUCGUGCUGCGUCACCACUGGGAGAUCCGUUCUUCUGUUUAUACAGGGCUUUAAGGGACUGGCUGGCUGGCGACAUCUUUUCAUCUGGUCUUUUUUUUUUUAAAGAAGGACUCUUUUGGUUAAAUAUUUGAGGGCUAUUGCUAAAAGCAAUAAUGGAUUAGAGGAAAUUGGGCACAGAAAACACCCUCUGCUCCCGAUGACCUGCCUGAAGAAGAUCUCUGUGCUGCUUGGAAGCUUCUGCAUUGUGCGUCUGCCGAAGAGAGAAGCCGUUGGUAUCUUUUGCUUCGUCUGCUUAAGGGCAUGCCGGUGUAAUUGGCAGUUCUUGGCUCAUGGUUGUGACGUUUAAAGUUACUAAGUUGUGAUGAUCUGGAAUUUCAGGAAAAAGGUUCAGUAUUACUAACUAAAGAACACAGGUUUUUUGUGACAUUUGUUCAGUCUUCUAGAUCCAGGUUCCUUUGGGUAGGAAACACGAGACAACUGAUCAAAGGUAAUUUGCAGCAUAAAUGUCUGAUCAGCAUACAAUGUUGACAUUUCUGCUUUUUCUCCCCUGGGUGUAUCAUCUACACGUGGUACAGUAUUUCCAAAAAAAAGAGAAACAGGAGAGCUGUGGAGUAUUAUGAGUGACCAUGUGGUAGGAAGCACUUUAUUUUUUUUUUCCUUUUGCUCGUAAUGGAUGUGGAAGAACUGUACCAUUGAUGUAGUUCCUUUUAGGAGACUGUCUUUUUACAGUAACUUGCUGGAAUUGAGCAGUUCUCUCUGUACCCCCAAACCAUGACAAAGGGGCAGGAUUUGACUUUGAGAAGCCUUUAUUCUCUUCGGCAGAGAAAGAGUUUCGCAGAAGGCAAUUUCAUAAGGACUUCUGCAGGACAAUGCCAUGUUGUUUUACUGAGCACAUCUCGUUCUAGCUGAAUCUUGUUUACGGUUCAGAAACCAAGUGGUGGUGAUCACUCCACCACCGCCGCCCGUUCUUUUCGUUAAAGACCCAGAAAUGUGCCUUUUCAUAACUUCUCAUCAGAACAAGGCAUAGUUGGAAGUUAACAUUUGCAAUAAACUUAGCCGUGUGAUUUUAAUCCUCAGAUAAGAAUAAUGGUGCAAUUCUAAACAGAGUGACUCCGGUCUAAGCCCAUUGACUUCAAUGGCUUUAGACUGGAGUCACUCUGCUUAGGAUUGCACUGAAAGGCACCUACAGCUGACUGAACUGCUGGUGAAAAUGGUUGACCUUGAUAUUUAAAAAAAAUACUAAAAGUUCAUUUAUAGUUUAAAUGAAAAUCAUGCACUGACUAACGCGGUUAUUUGAAGCAAAGUUACAUUUUCAAAUGGGGCCGUUGUUGUCAAAAUAUAACUUUGUUUUGGAAAAUAAAAUUCAAAACUUAAUAAAGACACUUCACAAGAA
Molecule: messenger RNA, 3862 nt
Organism: Eublepharis macularius
Lineage: Eukaryota; Metazoa; Chordata; Lepidosauria; Squamata; Eublepharidae
Gene: SLC27A1
Product: solute carrier family 27 member 1
Exons: 13
Coding region: 69-2009 (646 amino acids)
Biological process (GO): adiponectin-activated signaling pathway; long-chain fatty acid import into cell; cardiolipin biosynthetic process
Cellular component (GO): plasma membrane; mitochondrial inner membrane
Molecular function (GO): long-chain fatty acid-CoA ligase activity; fatty acid transmembrane transporter activity; long-chain fatty acid transmembrane transporter activity
Source: RefSeq, a predicted model, not a curated record